AUGCUCAUGCGAGAAGACCAAAGCUCUUCGAAUGGCUACCACCCUGCCGAAACCAACCGCGUGGAAGCAGCAACAUCAGACUUCUUGGAAGGCGUGAGAACUAUUCUUGUCACAGGGGCAGCUGGAUUCAUCGGGGGAUGGUUCGUUCGUCGCCUGAUCCAGACCUACGGAGACCGAUACGUGGUCGUAUGCUUCGACAAUCUCGGGUACUGCGCGUCUGUGGACAACUUCCGCGCCGUUCAGCACCUUCCCAACUUCCAUUUUGUCAAAGGGGAUGUGUGUAGUCUCCCCGAUGUUGACAGUGCGUUGCGCAAGUACGCCAUUGACGGCAUUGUCCAUUUCGCUGCGCGUUCCCACGUGGACGCUUCCUUUGACGAUCCGCUUUCCUUCACGCGGACUAAUGUAAUUGGCACUCAGACUCUUCUCGAGGCUGCGAGACAGAUCGGCUCCAUUCGACGGUUCGUCCAUGUCUCCACGGAUGAAGUGUACGGGGAGAACGACGCGUCGGGUCCGCGGGGACUUUCUGCUUUCACAGAGGACGAUACCCUACGCCCCACCAACCCGUAUUCUGCGAGCAAGGCUGCGGCGGAGAUGAUCGUCCAGGCGUAUCGGAAGUCGUUCCACAUGCCGGUGAUGAUCACACGAUGUAACAAUGUGUUCGGGCCAUAUCAGUACCCGGAGAAGCUCAUUCCGAAGUUAAUCAUGCAUCUCCGAAGGGGCCAGAAGAUGCCCAUUCACGGCGAUGGGCAGUGUGCCCGCGCGUUCGUAUUUGCGGCGGAUGCAGCCGAGGCGCUGGACAUGAUUUUCCACCGGGGAGAAGAGGGCGAAACGUACAAUAUUUCUUCAGAAACCCAGCUUCGGGUUCGGGAGGUUGCGGAGAAGAUAUUGGAGGUUAUGUACGGGGAUUGUCAUCAAGACAUUGAGGAGUGGAUCGUGUCUGUUCCGGACCGCCCGUUCAACGACAGCAUGUACUGGACUGAUGAUUCCAAGCUGCGUGCACUGGGGUGGGUGCAGAAGACGGGCUUUGAUGAUGCUCUCGAGGCUACUAUCGAGUGGUUCUGUCGGGAGAGUGAUGGGUUCUGGCCUGAGCUAAGAGGUAUGCAGUGUCAGUCGGGUUCAAUGACACAAUAG
Aspergillus candidus is the source of this 1131-nucleotide messenger RNA. Its product is annotated as dTDP-glucose 4,6-dehydratase. The record is from RefSeq and is a predicted model, not a curated record. Lineage: Eukaryota; Fungi; Ascomycota; Eurotiomycetes; Eurotiales; Aspergillaceae. Bases 1 to 1131 code for a protein of 376 amino acids. Gene Ontology annotation, molecular function: dTDP-glucose 4,6-dehydratase activity. The transcript has 3 exons. Gene Ontology annotation, biological process: nucleotide-sugar metabolic process.